This is a messenger RNA of Microplitis mediator, 2091 nucleotides long. RefSeq names its product DNA polymerase eta-like. Gene Ontology annotation, cellular component: site of double-strand break; replication fork; nucleus. Gene Ontology annotation, biological process: error-prone translesion synthesis; response to radiation. Gene Ontology annotation, molecular function: damaged DNA binding; DNA-directed DNA polymerase activity. The record is from RefSeq and is a predicted model, not a curated record. Bases 117 to 2051 code for a protein of 644 amino acids. Lineage: Eukaryota; Metazoa; Arthropoda; Insecta; Hymenoptera; Braconidae. The transcript has 2 exons.
AAAUGGCGGCAAGGAUCAAGUCAAGCGUGCGCUGGAAUUGGAACAAAGGAAUUGUCAGCAGACGUAAAUAUUACCGAGCCUCUAUUAUUUAAAUAAUUGUCAAUUUAAAUUAAAAAAUGGUUGAUUCAGAAGAAAGAAUAAUAGCACUGAUAGACAUGGAUUGUUUUUUCUGUCAAGUUGAAACAAGAGAACAUCCAGAAUUAAAAGCUAAGCCGCUGGUUGUCACGCAGUUUAACCUGGUGCUGGCUGUCAAUUAUGAAGCCAAAGCACUAGGGGUCACAAGAUUCAUCAGCGGUAACAAAGCUAAAGAAAAAUGUCCAGAGUUAGAGGUAAUAAGUGUCCCAAUUUUACGAGGUAAAGGCGAUGUGUCAAAGUAUCGAGCUGCUGGUCAAGAGGUUAUCGAAGUACUCAGGCAUCAUUGCUCGAUUAUUGAACGUGCGAGUGUCGACGAAGCCUACCUGGACAUAACGAGUCUCGUUGAAGAAAAAAUCGACUCAGUUGCUUGGUCAUCAAAGGAAAUUAUUUCAAAAUUAAAUCAUACAUUUGUUGUUGGUUAUUCUGCUGAUGACAAUGAUGAAGAGACAAGAAAUAAUGGAGUUGACAGGUGGGUCAGAGAAUCUUUUGAUGAUCUAGGUGACGUUCAAGCGAGAAAACUGGCGAUCGCUGGACUGAUUGUUGAACAAUUCCGCGCUGAAAUAUACGAAAAGUGUAAAUUCCGAUGUUCUGCUGGAAUUUCGUACAACAAAGUCCUGGCAAAGUUGGCAUGUGGACUUCACAAGCCAAAUAAACAGACGAUUCUACCAGCUACUGGUGUUCCCGAUUUAUUUUCGUCGUUGCCGAUAAAUAGAAUCCGCAGUCUUGGUGGUAAAAUUGGAAAGGAAGUUGUUGAGUCUCUUGGCUGCAAUGUGAUGGCUGACUUACUUAAGUUUUCUCAGCAGGAUUUGCAAAAACAUUUUGAUGAAAAGACUGGAUCGAAGUUGUAUAAUAUUGCCAGGGGGAUUGAUCAUGAGCAAGUUACUCCGAGACUGAUUUGUAAAUCGAUUGGUGCGAGUAAAAACUUUUCUAUCAAACAGGCAAUCACUGAUCUGGAUACCCUUAAACAGUGGGUCGAUUCAUUGACGGAUGACGUUUGCGGUCGAUUGGAGCAGGACUACGAAGAGAACCAUCGACGGGCAUCGAAUCUUACCAUCAGCUAUCAAUGUCAUCAAGCAGGAAAAAAUAUUUCUCAAUCACGCACAUUGCCUUUGGCUGGUUACAAUCCUGAAAGAAUUGCCAGCCAGGCUUUCAGUAUCAUCUCCAAGUCGAUUGAUAAACCGAUCGUAGCUUUGAGCAUCGCCGGAGGUAAGUUCAUUGAUGCUCAGAAUGACGGAAGUUUCGUUAAUUAUUUUAAGACUGUCCAGAAACGAUCAGAGAAAAUAAGUAACUCGGGGACUGAUGAAAAUUUUUGUCCUGAUAGUCCUUCUGAAGAUCGUGAGCUUGAAGGAAUCGGAAAUAUUUAUUUUGAGGAAAAUGAUUGUGAGAAAACUGAUGACAGCAAAGUUCUUAUUAACAAUCGUGUUAAUGUUAAGCUACGAGAGAUUUUUCCAGACCUGGAUAAUAUUGACCCGGUGGUCGUGGAACUGCUGCCCCCUGAACUCCAAGAAGAGGCGAGAGUUCAUUUAAAUUUUAGAAGCAAACUCAGUAUCAUGUCUCCGGAAAAUAAAAUAAAAAAUGAAGAAAAAUCAAAAGCUGUUAAGCCGAAAUCGAGUAAAUCUAGUAGCAGUAGCAGUAGUAAGUGUGAGAAAAAUCAGAGUAAUAUUAAAAAAUUUUUUGUUAAAAAUAGCAGCGAUAGUUCAUCGAUGAUACGCUGCUGUGAAUGCAACCAGAUGAUUUUGAAUGAAAAAUAUCUCGAGCACUGCGAUUAUCAUGUCGCGCAUAAUUUGCAGAAAGAUAUCAAUCAGUCGCUGAGUAGUGAAGUGAGUUCUGGUAAAAGAAACCGGGACGGCGGAAACACUCCGAAGACAAACAAAAAGAAAAAAAGCAUUGAAUCAUAUUUUAGUAGAGACAAAUAAUAAAUAAUUAUUAUGAUAGAUGUUUAUGUUUUGUUAAAAA